Dictyostelium discoideum AX4 is the source of this 1281-nucleotide messenger RNA. RefSeq names its product dolichyl-diphosphooligosaccharide-protein glycotransferase (gene wbp1). The record is from RefSeq and is a predicted model, not a curated record. NCBI's taxonomy places the organism in Eukaryota, Evosea, Eumycetozoa, Dictyosteliales, Dictyosteliaceae. The transcript is spliced from 4 exons. Bases 1 to 1281 code for a protein of 426 amino acids.
AUGAUGAUGAAAUCAAUCCUUAUCACAUUUAUCAUUGCAUCAGCUUUGUUAUCAAGUGUUUUUGCAGAUAUUGGUGGAAAGAGAACUUUAGUUGUUCUUGAUGAUUUAUCAAUUAAAAAAACUCAUUCAACCUUUUUUAAAAAUUUAGAAAAUAAAGGAUAUAAAUUACAAUUUGAACAAUCAAAUACUAAAGUUGUUUUAGAGAAAUAUGGAGAUUUCAAUUUUGAUAAUUUAAUUUUAUUCUCACCAACAUCAGAAUCACUUUCAUUCUCAUCAGCCGAUGUAACCAGAUUCAUCGAUGGUGGAAAUAAUGUAUUAUUCGCUGGUUCAAAUGUUAUCUCUGAAAAUAUUCGUGACAUUGCAGCUGAAUGUGGUAUGGAAAUUGAAGAAGAUAAAACACUUAUUUUCGAUCAUUUCAAUUAUGAUAAAUCACAAUCUGAUCAUAGUGUUCUUGUUGCAGAUCAAUUUAUUGAUGAUUCACCAAUUAUUUUACAAGGUUUAAAUAAACCAAUUCUUUUUAAAGGUAUUGGUCAUAAAAUUAGAAAUAAUCCACUCAACUAUGCAAUUUUAACAGGUUCAUCAACUGCAUUCUCUGCUAAAGCUAUCUCUGGUGUAUCAACUAAAUUAAUGGGUAAAUCAUGUGGUUUAGUCUCUUCAUUACAAGCACGUAAUAAUGCAAGAGUUACCUUUUCAGGUUCUCUUGAUUUAUUUAGUGAUAAAUCAUUUUAUUCAAAAAUUGAUAAUAAAGAAUCAGGUAAUAAAGAAUUUGUUGAAAGAUUAGUAUCAUGGACAUUCCAAGAAAGAGGUAUUCUUAGAGCUAGUGAAUUGGAAUUAGUAAAGAUUUCAACUGAAUCAAAUUCAACCGUUGCACCAGAUGUUUUCACAAUUAAGGAUGAAGUUAAGUAUAGUUUAAAAGUUGAGGAAUUUGAUGGUAUUAAAGGUAAAUGGGUACCAUAUGUAGGUUCACUUCAAUUGGAAGUCAUCAUGUUAGACCCAUACAUUCGUACCUUUAUCAAAGGUGAUGCCAAUGGUCUCUACAAAAUUCAUUUCAAACUUCCAGAUGUUUAUGGUGUAUUCACAUUCGAAGCUUCAAUUCAUAAAUCUGGUUAUUCAACUUUGGAUCAUAUUUAUCGUAAACCAAUCCUCCCAUUCCGUCAUGACUCUUAUGAAAGAUUCAUUCCAGCUGCUUUCCCAUAUUAUGCAACUUGUUUCUCUAUGCUCAUUGGUACUUUUAUUUUCAGUAUCAUUUUCUUAUUUAACAAAGAUCAAUUAAAUAAAUAA